GCUCGAUGAAGAUCAACUCCCGAACAGCUUGGAGAGCUGCGAUUGACUCUAGAUCUACGUUGUAGAAGAACGUCCAGGAAGUAGCAAGUCAUUUUCCACACAGUGUACACAUCGUUCCGUCUGUUUCGCUACUGUGUCCCCCUGCUCCCAUGAAGGAAGUACCAAUAGAACAAGGGAUACAACAUUCAUAAACCCGCACAGUAUGGGUGGAGGCAGGCAGCAGAAUGGGCGAUCACGUAAACAACGCAAGGAAAAUCGACAGCGCCGGAAGCGCGGCGAGACCGCGUCUGAGGCGGAGUUGCGCGCUUUGUCAGCCUAUCAAAUGUAAAAAUGUCUGGGUCUGGAAGAAUGCAACUUGUGAUGCUGCAUUUGGAUUCCAAAAAAAUCUGUAUUGCAUGAUUACCAACGGGAAUGCAAUUUUUGCUACGCUGAGAAGGCAUUUGUCAUGCGGAAUAGGCAUCAAGAAGCCCUCAAGAAAUCUGUAUUCCUAGGGUAUGCAUCACAGACAUCAUGGCUCAUGCAAAACGUGCAUCACAAGUGUCAGAAUCUUCCAGACCCAGACAUUUUUACAUUUGAUACAGCCUACCUGGGCGACCGCGGCCUGCAGAUGAUCGGACAGGCGGAAGACGUAUCAAGUGUAAAAAUGUCUGCUUCUGGAAGAAUCCAACUUGUCAUGCUAAAUCUGAAUGAUGCAAAAAUCUGUGUUGCGUGAGUACCAAAAGGUGUCCACUUUUGACCAAGUUGAGAUGGAGUUUUUCAUGCAGGAAAGGCAUGAUAGAGACCUCAGAGAAUCUGUCAUGCUAGGUCCUGCAUUCCAGACCUCAUGGGUCAUGGAAAAGCUGCAUGACAAAUCGCGCAUUCUUCCAGACCGAGACAUUUUUACAUUUGAUAAGACGGCAACUGCCUGUUCCGCUCCUUCGCGCAGCACGUUUUCAGAAAUGCCGCAGUGUUCCACGGCGAUUGCAGGAAUUUCUGCUGCGACACGCUCCUCGCCCAUGAGGAAGAGUAUCGGUGGUUCCUCGACGAAGAGACGGUAUCAAAAGGAAAAUUCCCCCUCCCCAUAUCAAAACGGAAAUCUGUGAUGCAGAUUUGUUGUCACAAAUCAGCUCUGUCAUGCUACACGGGAAAAGAUACGGACUGUAGUGCUGGGUGCCGUGGUCAAGCCUUGCAUCUUCAGCAUGAUAGGAGGCAGCUGAGAGCGGGAAACAGCAUGACAAAUUGCCUGCAAACGAGGCCACGACUGCGGCUCUUGGCCUUCUAGCAUGACAAGUCGUUUUGUGACCUCAAAUACAGCAUCACAAAUUUCGUUUUCGAUAUGGGGAGGGGGGAUUUUUCCUUUCGAUAGACGGACGGCAGCUACGCGCACUACGUGGCGAACAUGCGCGAGGAGGGCGUUUGGGCCGGACAGCUCGAGAUUCUGGCUCUGUGUCGGUACUUUGCGGUCGACGUACUCAUUUUUCAGCGCAGUACGGCGGGGGAGACGGCCGCAACCCCGCGGAAAAAUGCUCCUGGAGGCAGCACCGCGGGCAGCAUCUCUGAUGAAUAUUCGUUCACGUUCUACGAGAUCGAGUGCCCAACUCACCACGUCGAGACGCCACACGAAGGGCAGACGCCAGGUGGCAGUACGCCAAAGGAGGUUUUUGUUGAAAACGACGAAGCUGCUGUUCGUUCCGAACAAGAAGAUUCCGAUUUGCACAUCGUUUCUUUCGAAGAGCUCGGGGGCAACGUGGAGUCCGCAGCAAGUGGCGAAGAAGAUGCCACAUCACAAAUACGGGGGGUUACAACUGAAGAAGGACAAACCAAAGAAGCGGUAAAAGUUGGCGAUGCGCGACCUCUCGCAACUGAGAAGAAGGAAACGCUGCAUCAAGCAGCAAAAAAGCGUGCCGCCGCAGCUAGUAGGGCCGCCGAGCUGAGAACGAAGCGGGAGCAGUCGUUGGCGAGUUCAAGAAAAAAAUCUGCGGGGACCUGCGUACUUCUGGCCUACAUAGGGGGGGAGCACUACAAUUUAGUCGUGCCCGCACCAGGACCAGGCGGAGGACAAUCCGGCAGCGGGGCUCAGCUGAACCUCAGCCAGGUCCGCAAGCUACUGAGUGCCGGAGGCGGUAUUUCGCUUUCAAACGGCGCAACUGGAGGAGGCGUAGCGCAGCAGCAGAAUGUUGAAGCAGAGAAUCCGCAUCUUGGGGCUUUCCAGGACUUCCAUACGCAGCUGCAGGACUGCCUUCCGGAAAACCCUCAGAAAGUGGUAACGCUUGCGAAUGAAGCAGAGCUGUGGCGCAUUUUCAAAGACAAGAAUUACAAUGUGGAUGAUGCCAUUGAAGCCGCCCUUGUAGAUUUUCUGGCACAGACAUCAUGAGAAAAACAGCGCCAUGCUGUUUCCUUUUUGCAACAUGUUCAUAUGUACAAAUCUCCAUCGCUUAGUAUGUGCAAAGAUGUAUUCCUAUUUUCAGUUUCAAUUGAGACGCGAGCGCGACAUACCGAAAGUCGUAGUCUCUCUUUGGAUUGACGGCGACAGAAC
Messenger RNA from Amoebophrya sp. A120, 2515 nucleotides. The record is from the annotation of a GenBank genome assembly. Lineage: Eukaryota; Dinophyceae; Syndiniales; Amoebophryaceae.